GAGAAGUCAGAUUUCACAACAAAUGUGAAUCAUCCAGUGUCAAAGUGGUACAUGAUGUGAUUAUUUUUGGUGAACAAAUUAAGGUAUUCUUCCCUAUUUGCAUGUUAUACCAAAUAUUCGUUCUACCUUUGGUAUAUAUUCAGGAAAAUAGUAAAUAUAUAUAAAAAGCGCGUAAUAAAUACCAAUAAAUCUUACCACAUUGGUGUAAGAAAGUGUCAUCACCUGAUUUUGACAACCCAAAGGUGAUGAUGUUAGCAUAAUGGUGAUUUCAAAUUUUAGAAUGCCCAUCCAGGCACCUCAGUGGACGGAAUUCCUUUCAUGUCCAGUUUGCUGCAACUCUUUUGAUAUAAAACUUCGUAGUCCAAUAAGUUUGGGCUGUAGCCACACAAUAUGCAGGGGUUGUCUUUCAAAUCUACAUAGAAAACAAUGCCCCUUCGACCAAACAAAUAUAAGUAUUGACAUCGAGAAUUUACCAAUUAAUACUGCAUUAUUGCAACUUGUUGGACCAAAUGUAAGAAAUGAUAAUGAUGAAAUUGACUGUAAGAUUGUUCCUAGGGAAUAUCUAGAUUAUUACUUAGAAUGUAAAAGAUACAUUGAAGAAUUGGCUUUGUAUUUGAAGCCAUAUCCAAAUGGAAGUGUAUGUGGUAGUGGAAGUAUCUUAUCACGCCCUAUGCAAAGGAAACUUGUUACAUUGAUUAACUGCCAAUUAGUGGAAGAUGAGGGGAGAACUAGAGCUAUGAGAGCUGCAAGAUCUCUUGGAGAAAGAACAGUUACUGAACUUAUUCUUCAACACCAAAAUCCUCAACAAUUGUCUGCAAAUUUGUGGGCAGCUGUUAGAGCAAGAGGAUGUCAAUUCCUAGGACCAGCAAUGCAAGAAGAGGUACUGAAGCUCGUUCUGCUAGCUCUAGAAGAUGGUACUGCAUUAUCAAGAAAAGUUUUGGUUAUGUUCGUGGUACAAAGACUUGAACCUCAUUUUCCACAAGCAUCCAAAACAAGUAUUGGCCAUGUUGUCCAGCUUCUAUAUAGAGCCUCCUGUUUUAAGGUAUCGAAAAGAGAAGGAGAUUCGUCACUAAUGCAACUGAAGGAAGAGUUCCGUACCUACGACGCUCUGCGUCGUGAACAUGACGCUCAGAUAGUGCAAAUAGCAACUGAAGCAGGUCUCAGGAUCGCUCCAGAUCAAUGGUCGGCUUUACUUUAUGGUGACACAGCCCAUAAAUCGCACAUGCAAAGUAUCAUCGAUAAACUUCAAACACCUCAAAGUUUCGCUCAAUCUGUCCAAGAGCUAGUGAUAGCGUUACAGAGAACGGGAGAUCCUGGAAAGUUGUCAGUGUUAAGGAAUUAUCUGGAUUUGUUGGCCAGUAUUGAUCCUAGUCCUGAAUCUGCUCCUCCAUCAUGGAAAGCCUGUUCAGAAUGCUUGAAAGCUGUUGGUCAAGUUGUAGCAGGUCUGGUGGAGUUUAUUCACCAACAUGGUAGUAGAAAAUUGCAAGAUACUGCCCAUUCACAACAUGCUAAAUAUAAAAUUAGUAUGUGCAGGGAUCUAACACUCAGAGGUAGUUGUCCAAGGGGUACCAACUGCACAUUUGCUCAUUCGAAUGAAGAACUGGAAAAAUAUAGGGCUAAGAAUCGAAAAACUAUCACGAGAAAUAAGGAACACCGUAUAGAAAACCAAUCGCCUACAGAAAAACCAUUUAACCAAUCAGAAGAUUACUAUUCUAUUUCAAACACUACGACUGUAAGUCCCGUGCCUCUUCCCCCAGUAGUUCAAAUACACAGGAUGGGAUAUGACGUACCCUACCAUCCUAAUCCUACUUAUCCCACUACACAGCCAUUCACUCAACCGGUUUAUCCCACACCAACAACUUCGUUUCCCAUACACGAAAUGUACCCCCAGAAUCAUACCAAUAUUAUGUUGACCAAUGGAGGACAAUUCUAUCAAACACAACAGGGUGAUUUCACUACUGUAGGUACUCAACCUCAACAAGGGGUUGAUAUGAAGAGGUCAUGGGAUAUUGUGAUGUCGCAGAUAGCUAAAAAUCAAAAUAUAUCCCAACAACAAAAAUUAAAUCGAGGUUCGACGAAAAGUUUGGCCGAAUUACGACAACGGAAACAAGAAGUGAUUUCGCAGCUGGAAAAAGUCGUUGGAAAAAUGGCUGCGGCUGAGAUAUCCAAUCACGCUAACACUUUGGCUAGACAAGAAUCCCAACACGAUUUGGAAAGUCCGACGUCGCCUUAUAACUUUUGGACGCCGCACAUAACUUCCGGUCCGACUUUUGUUAGAUCUGAUUCAAUUUUGGCAGCCGACGACGAUUACGUACCAUACGAUUCGCCGGCUAUCAGUAAAUUCGGACCCAUAUCUAGGAUGCAUAAGGACAAUGGAAUCACGCAACCCGGAGGACAACAAUUCAGGGAUAACCAAGCAAUGGUUCGACGUCCGGUUACAUCAGCAAGUCCAGUUUCACCUUGGUUCUAUAAUAACAACAAUCAUUACCAUCAAGCACCAAUGCCGACUGCUCAUCCCAUGGUAGGACCUCCAGGUAGUGAAGGAUAUGUUACUUAUGGAUCUCAACUGUUAUUUCAUCCAAGAUUGCAAGACCCGUCUAAAGAAUUAAUCGCCGAAUCACAAAGAGUGAAACUGCAACUGAGAAAUUUGGAAAAACAACUCAACGAUUUGAAAAUCGCCACACAAGGCGUGACUAAUUUGAGUGAGAGCGAAAGACUAACACAGGAAUUACAAUUAAUAGAACAAGGGAUACAAGAAAAACAAAAAGAGGCAUGUUUGUCUAAAAUCGUCCAAUCUUUAAACCAAGCUAUGGGUAAUUACAACAACGGUAACCCCUCAGGACAGUCAGAUGAUGCAAUGUACGAAGCCGAUAUAGCAAACGAUAUGCGUGAACUAGAAUUGAGGUUACAAGAAGAACUAGAAGAAUGGAACGGCGAAGAUUCGCCAAAAUAAGUUAAAAUGAUAAUAUUUAGAUAAUUUUUACAUUUCCUCUCGUCAUAAUUUUUGUCAUCGUGGGAGGAAGAUCACAAGGUAUUUGUUAUAAUUUAUUAUGCAAUGUCUUUUCAGAUCAUUUUGAUUUUUUUAGAUUGUGUGUAAUGAUGAAAUUAUUGUCCGUUUAACUGUCAAAUUCAAUAGGAUACUAAGUGAAUACAUUUCUAGAUACAUAUAUCAUACAAUGUAUAAAUUUAAAUCAUGUUUUAGAUAUUUUUUUUUGCAAAAUCACCCUGAUAUUAAUUUUGUAAAUCCAAUUUCCACUUUAAAUUAGCUUAAACUCGUUUAAUAAUUGAAUAAAAGAAGCGGAAUAGUUUAGAAAUUAUAAUUUUUUUGUAAAUUACAAAAUUUAUGUUUAUGUAACUAAAUUGGUUAGGUUAGGUAAUUUGUCCCUCUGUAUUAAUAAAAAUUUACAGUUUCUGAAAAAUAACUCAACGAGGGGUUUUUAUUUAUUUAAAUUAAUGUCGUUUUUGUUAUGACAGUUGAAAUGACAUAAUUUACCUCAUAAUUCAAAGGUCGUCUGACGAUCAUUUCUAUAAUUUGUGAUAUUUUUGUUAAUUGACUUUUGUUAUAAUAUUUCAAAUAUUGAAAAAAAAAAAGAAUUCAUGAUAUUAGCAACAUUUGUGGGAUUUCUAUAUUUUGAUUAAUAAAUAAUAAUUUAUUAUUUUGAAGCAGCAAAAUGGUUGAUAAUAUCAUGAAAGACCAAACAUAAUCUGCAGGAAUGAAAAAUUAUGAAAUAGUUAUACUGAAUAGUCUUAAGAAAUUACCAGGCUGUAAACUAUAUACAAAUAUACCGAAAAAUCGUUUUAAUAUUUUAGUAAAUCGUGUAAUCUUGAAAAAUGCUUCAACUAUGUACAGGGUAUACCAAAAUAAAUUGAAUCGACAUAGUAUAUCAGUUCAGUUGUCUAUGGCUUCAUGUUAUACGGGAACUGCAUCCUUAUUUUAUUUUUUGUAAAGGGAUUAUUUUGUUUAUUGUAUUGUUUCUAUGUAUUUCAAUCAUUAUUUCAAAUUACUUUGGUUAUUUUUUCUUGUUGCUUUAUCCAAAAACGUCUAAUACCUGAUAAUUCAGUUAUUUGAAAUAAUUUUUUUCUAAUAUGAAACUCAGUUAUAUAAUUGCCGAGACUGUUGCAUUAGGCGCCAAUUUCUUAUCACUCCUUAUCGUUUUGUUACAUUUACAAAUUAUUAGAAAGUGUCAUGUGUUAAUCAGGCAAAUUCUGGUAAUUUUUUCUUUAAAAAAAAUAUUGUAAAUGUGUCGAAAGUUUUUAAAAAAAUGAAUCAAACUGAAACUUUUCAUGGUACUAUAAUAGUUUCAUGCGAGUACUGAGUACUAUAAUGAAAAAAUAGGUACACGAGGGAAUAUUUUUUACUCUUGCAGCUAUAAUUAAUAAUUAGAUUCUUUAGUUUUUUCUAUUUGGAAUACACUCGCUAAGACCCAUUAAUUAGUUCGAAAGGAUCAUUUCGUUGGAUUACUGGUUGUACCACGAGGUUGGAUGUCAGUCUGUUUGGAUAAUAUUUUAAUCUAUUUUUAUUUCUUACGGAUAAGUUUAUUUAUUUCCGUUUUGACCGGUUCCACUUGAAGAACGCAGGCUAUAACAAACCAUGGAGCAUCUAUAACAAUUCUUAGCACUUUCAGUUAGAAUCGAUCCAAAAUUUCAAUACUAGAAUUGCCUGUUGAUCCCCACAGUGGGAUACCGUAGGUCCAAAUGGAUGUGAGGAUUGCCUUGUAAAUCAGUACCUUAUUUUUUAUAGAUAAUUGAGAUUUUAUACCUGGGAAAAAUAUAAAAAAUUUAUUGAUGUAUAGUACUGUUUUAAAUAAUUUGAGGAUCUUAUACGAGAAAAGAUAUUUCCAAUAGAGUUGUAUUGAAAUUUAUCUAAAAAUGCAAUAAAAACAUGGUGCUUCAAAUGAAAAUAAAACAAAUUGGAGUACAAUUCUGGUAUGGUAUAACUAGAAUUCAUAUAAAAUUGAAAACAUUUUAACCGUAUCCGGCUUCUUGGAAAACUCAUUUUUACAUAUUUUCAAAAAAAAUAUUACCUAUACACCUGUCUACUCAAAUUAUCGUAGCAUACCCUGUAUAUAUAGCUGUACCUAUAAAAUUAUUUUCUCAUGUAUACUUUUUACAUCACACAACAACCUCAAUAAAUUAGAUUAUGUGAAUUGAUAUACAUUAUUUCAUUUUCAGUUAAAUUGAAAUAAGGACGGUCUAUUAUUUCAACGGGUACAGCUUUAGCUUAGUAAAAUUGAAAGAGGAAAUGCAUAAAAUGCGCUUGUGUGCAAUAAAAUGAAAUUUUAUGACGAUUAAAAGGAAUUAAAAUGGAAAUAUAUUUAUAUAAAAAGUUAAUCU
This is a messenger RNA of Diorhabda sublineata, 5334 nucleotides long. RefSeq names its product roquin-1 (gene roq). NCBI's taxonomy places the organism in Eukaryota, Metazoa, Arthropoda, Insecta, Coleoptera, Chrysomelidae. The transcript has 9 exons. The coding region runs from base 260 to 2953 and encodes 897 amino acids. Gene Ontology annotation, molecular function: metal ion binding. The record is from RefSeq and is a predicted model, not a curated record.